Molecule: messenger RNA, 4623 nt
Organism: Leguminivora glycinivorella
Lineage: Eukaryota; Metazoa; Arthropoda; Insecta; Lepidoptera; Tortricidae
Exons: 2
Coding region: 1-4623 (1540 amino acids)
Biological process (GO): DNA integration
Molecular function (GO): nucleic acid binding
Source: RefSeq, a predicted model, not a curated record
AUGGUGUGCAGCAAUUGUGAGCCAGAGUUCAGGGAGCUGGGGAGAUUGAUCAUAGUGGUGAUGGCGUCGCAGCAGGCGGAGCUUGACGCUAUGAGACGCCGGAACCAAGAGCAGCAGAAUCUCAUAUAUAGACUGCUCAACCCAGCAAUCCUAACGGAGCGAUCCCCAAGCACGCCUACGCCGAGAGAAGAACGGAUGGAGGAGCUGGUCGAGGGAGACCGUGGCCCGGGGACCCCGCGGGACGGAAGCCCACACCUUGAUGAGACCGAGCAGCAGAUCGCGCUGCCCCCGGGCCCGGCUCUGUCUCCGCGGGAGGGUCUCCAGCGGGGUACCCCGACCAUCGAAAGGCUGCCCUCUGAUGGGUCCCCUGGCUCCUCCCCUUCGUCCUCGUCCUCGUCCACAUCUACGUCAUCCGACCGGAGCAUGCCGGCACCGCUACCGUCGGACCCAGGUGGAAAAGGCGACCCGGAUGAUCAGAGCCCCACGCACCAGGACCCUCUUCCCAGGGAGAAGAGGUAUCCCAGACCGAGGCUCAACGGAUCGAGGCACCACAGAGUGGCUGCGACGGGGGGGAGGAGGAGCACGAGGAGCCCUACGAGGACUCGGGAAGCUCGUGGGCCCCCUCCCCGGGGCCCGGGAGAAGUCCCGGGUCCGAGUCGGACGCCACGGCGUCAGCCGCGGGGGAUACUCCGCGGACCAGGAGGUGGAGAGAGAAGGAGCUUCUGGCCCGCGGACCCCCCAUCGUGGGUGUCCCCAAAACUGAGGAGGGACGUGUUCAACAGUGUGUGUUCUGUGGAUACUCCUCGGUAUCGAGGAAUAUCCACAGACACCUUAACCGAAUGCACAAAGGGGGACUGGGAGCCCGCGAGAAGACUUGGUCUCCGGGCAGAAUAUGGGAACCAUGCCAUCACUGGUAUCGGUGAACUUGUGUCGAAGCCUGGUGGUACAUUGUCAUGUACCAUCACACCGAGCGUUGGGAAGGCUGAUACUAGCCUCUCGUUUCAGGCUUAUUUGCUGCCUAAAAUUUGUCCUGAGAUGCCGCCUGAACUUGUCGACCUGUCAUCAUGGCAACAUAUUAGGGGCUUAGAAUUAGCUGACCCCUACUGGCACAUUCCAGGACCUGUUGAUCUAUUGUUGAAUGUCAAUAUUUUCGCUUCUUCGUUGCGCCCAGGUUUAAUCCAUGGGGCCCCGGGCCAGGCGACUGCCGUCAACACCGUUUUCGGGUGGAUUCUGAUGGGAGACGCAGGCGACUGUACUACGGACAUUUGUCGUUCUCGGUUCCGUAACAACAGUUGUCAGCUGGUAGUGGGCAAGUUAUCGCUUGACGACUCCAUUAAGAGGUUCUGGGAGUUGGAAGAUGUCAACUCUCCGAACACCGUCAUUUUAUCGAAGGAAGAUCAGCUGUGCGAGGAAUACUUUCUCGCUAAUUUUCGUCGCACAGAAGAAGGUAGAUUUGUCGUUCCUUUACCUUUUGCUGAUACUUCUAAUAAACCUAUCUUCUCGGGCUCUCGAGCCAUCGCUCUUAAGAGAUUCUUGUCGUUGGAGCGGAAGUUAUUAAGUAACUCCGACUUCUACCAGAACUAUGUAGCUUUCAUGAAGGACUACAAAAGCUGUCGCCACCUUGAGGAAUGUGAUCCUCCAAAGGUGGAUUUGGGGGGGUUCUUUUACAUACCCCAACAUGGAGUGUUGAGGCCCUCGUCGACCAGCACUCCUCUUCGGGUAGUCUUCGACGCUAGUGCCAAGGACAGCCGGGGUGUCUCACUAAAUGACGCGCUACUGCCAGGGCAGAAGCUGCAAAACAACAUCUUCCACUUGCUCCUUCGUUUUCGGUGGCAUAGUGUUGUCUUCACAGCAGAUGUCAAGCAAAUGUAUAGGCAGAUCUUAGUGUCUCCGGAAGAUGCUGAAUAUCAGCGCAUCCUGUGGCGUCCGUCUGUCAAUGAGCCUAUCCGGGACUAUCGGCUGUUGACCGUUACUUACGGCGUGUCCUCAGCUCCCUACCAAGCUCUUCGGACAAUAGCUCAACUGGCGAAAGAAUCAGGAGAAGAAUACCCUUCUGGCUCAGCAGUGCUAGACCGAGACAUCUAUGUCGACGACGUGGUGUCUGGAGCUCAGUCUGUCGAAGAAGCACGGAAGCUUCGAUCGGAGCUGUCUACCAUCUUAGCUUCUGGUGGCUUCCAUCUACGGAAAUGGACGUCCAACCACCAGGAGUUCUUCGAGGGUGUCCCCUCCUCAGACCUAUAUUCCGAGGACUUUCGGGAGUUCAACUCCAUUGGGGACAUCUCACUAAAAAUUCUCGGCCUCUCGUGGUUACCCCAGACGGAUGACUUCACCUUCAAAGUGUCUGUCGAGGAUCGACGGUGCACUAAACGCACUAUCCUCUCAGAGAUCGCUCGAAUCUUCGACCCUCUGGGCCUCCUCUCACCUGUGACGUUCUUCGCGAAGUACCUCAUGCAGUUGCUCUGGGUCUCAGGUGUUUCAUGGGAUGAUGAUGCGCCAGAGAACCUUGCAUCCGAAUGGCAAGAAUUCAAAGCGCAGCUUCCUUCGUUGAAAUCGGUGUCUGUCCCGCGCCGUAUGGUCAAGGAUUUCGUCUCGCUCGAAGUCCACGGUUUCUGCGACGCCUCAGAGCGAGGGUAUUGCGCGGUGGUCUAUUUACGGACGUCAGGUGAGGAUGGAACGCGAUAUGUUCAACUGGUCUGCAGCAAAUCAAGAGUGGCACCUCUUCGUAAGCUGUCGAUACCCCGUCUAGAGUUGCUGGCUGCGGUUCUACUUGCUGACUUGAUAGCAUCUGUUGCAGAGGCUCUGACGCCCCUCCACAAGAUUUGUGAAAUUUGUGCGUGGUCUGAUUCCAGCGUUGCUUUGACGUGGAUAAAGUCUUGCCCGUCCAGAUGGCAAACUUUCGUGGCUAACCGCGUGAGUCACAUUCAGGAUAUCAUCCCUCCAGACUGUUGGCGGCACGUGAGGACUGGUGACAAUCCUGCAGAUUGUGGAUCGCGAGGACUCUUGCCAGAUGACCUGGUUCACCACAAUAACUGGUGGCAGGGCCCAUCUUGGCUAGGUUUGGAUAAGGUUGACUGGCCUAAGUCCACGGUGGCAGUGGAUCUGGACGUUCUACACGAAGAGCGCAAGGUCACUGUGCUCACUGUCUCAGUGAAAGAAUCAUGGACAGACAACCUGAUGAAUAAAUUCUCGUCGCUAAGGACACUGCAACGUGUCCUUGCAUACUGUCGCAGGUUCGCAUAUAACGCGAGGAAUCAGAAGAUGCCCAACAACUUGUUGAGCGGUCCCCUGACACCGCUAGAACUUAAACAGGCCCUCAUGUUCCUCGUGUGCCAUGUGCAAAAGCACCACUUUGCUUCGGAGAUCGAGAAGGUGACAAGUCGUCUUCCGAACUCUCUCCCGAAGGCAUUUAAAAAACUGUGCCCAUUCCUAGAUGACGCGGGUCUCUUGAGGGUGGGCGGACGCUUGUCGCGAGCCUCUCUCGAAUUCGAUGUUAAACAUCCCCUUUUGCUACCUCGCGACAACCGUCUGACCUAUCUCUUGAUUGACGAAUACCACAGGCGUUUCAUGCAUCCGGGCAUCCAAACGCUCCAUAAUUUGCUGGCGCAGCAUUUCUGGAUCAUGAGUCCUAAGCGGGCUAUCUACGCCGUGGUCUCAAAGUGCAUGAAAUGCUUCCGGGUUCGCCCGCUGGGCGCUCCUGCGCCAUUCAUGGGAGACCUACCAGCUUAUCGCAUCACUCAACUGAAGGCUUUUUCGAGCUCAGCGGUCGACUUUGGUGGACCUUUCGAUAUCGCCCUUGGUCGUGGUCGCGGGAACAAGACGUACAAGGGUUACAUCUGCGUCUUCGUUUGCACCGUGACAAAGGCGAUACAUACUGAGCUGGCUACGGAGUUGUCCUCAGACGCCUUUCUGGCUGCGCUCCGGCGUUUCGUCGCCCGUCGAGGUCGGUGCAGUCGGUUAGUCUCUGACCAAGGCAAAAACUUCGUCGGUGCGAGCAACAUCCUCCAACGUCUCGUGGAGGAUGCUGCCGCACGCGAAGCAAUUCAUUUCGAAUUUAACCCGCCAGGGAGCCCACAUUUCUCGGGACUCGCUGAAGCCGGGAUCAAGGCGGUAAAGACACACCUCUCGCGCGUCAUAGGGAACCAAAGGCUGACGUACGAGGAGUUUUCGACGGUCUUAACUCAGGUCGAGGCUUUGCUGAACUCAAGGCCACUCACUCCUCUCAGCUCCGACCCUAAUGACUUUUCAGCCUUGACUCCGGGUCAUUUCUUGACCACAGAACCCCUGUCGGUCGUGCCUGAGGAGGAUCUGGCAGACGUCCGGGUUGGCCCUCUCCAACGCUGGAAGCUGCUGCAGAAAAUGCACCAAGACUUCUGGAGCAAAUGGUCUAAGGAGUACAUGCAUACUCUCCAACAGAGGAUGAAGUGGCACGACAAAGAGUCUAACAUCCAGGUCGGAGCACUCGUGCUCGUCAUAAACGAGCAGACGAGCCCAAUGAAAUGGCCCCUGGGUCGCAUCGUCGAGACACACCCCGGAUCCGAUGGAAUCUGUCGUGUGGUUUCCGUGCGCACUGCCACAGGGUUGUACAAACGGCCUGUGGUCAAGCUGUGCCCAUUGCCGGUGUAG